Molecule: messenger RNA, 846 nt
Organism: Exophiala bonariae
Lineage: Eukaryota; Fungi; Ascomycota; Eurotiomycetes; Chaetothyriales; Herpotrichiellaceae
Exons: 1
Coding region: 1-846 (281 amino acids)
Source: RefSeq, a predicted model, not a curated record
AUGGCCGACCUCGCUCGUGAAGAAGCUGACCGUUACUUUUCUCACCGCGAUCACCAUACUUCUCACCCUGAAGACCGCGAUAACAGUUCAAGACAUUCUUCUGAAGAUCCCACUGAGCCAGCCUUUGAACGUCAAGAUUCAGAUCCAGGCACCGACGACGACGAUAACAUGGCUACCAUUACUGCUACCAGAACCACCUAUCAUCUUCCAACUCAAACCCAUUUCGCAAACACUGGUCCAAAAGGUGUCAUUGCAGAUGCUCAAUCCUUUGCCCGAGCGAAGCAGACCACAUUCCGCCAACGGCUCGCAAGCUUCGCAAGCAACCUCACCUCUAACAUAGGCCCAACAGGUACUUCCAAGUCAGACAAGAGGAAGACGCUUUCUGGUUCCCCGAAGUCGGUCUCUUCUGACAAUGAGAGCCUAGCCCUAUCAGACGAUGAAACAGACUCGGAAUUCAUGAGAGCGUGGCGGGCAAACCGUCUACAAGAGCUAGCCUCUCAACAAUCACAACCUCAACGGAAGCAAUGGCCCAGCCAGCGUAGCUGGGGUACGUUUCUUGAGGUAGACGCCAACGGUUACCUGGACGCCAUCGAGAAGGUCGCAGACGAUACGGUAGUAGUUGUCAUGAUUCAUGAUCCGACCUCUACUGCCAGUGAUCUGGUCGAAGAAGAGCUUGGUGUACUAGCUUGCAAGUACCCGACCACACGCUUUGUACGCCUACACCACGAGGUUGCUGAGAUGGAGUCUGUGGACAUCCCAGCCGUUCUGGCCUACAAAGGUGGCGAUGUUAUUGCCACAAUAUCUGGUGCAAAAGCCGAGGGUCUGGAAGGCGUUCUCAUGCAGUAA